Oryza brachyantha (malo sina) is the source of this 837-nucleotide messenger RNA. RefSeq names its product protein G1-like. The transcript has a single exon. Bases 1 to 837 code for a protein of 278 amino acids. The record is from RefSeq and is a predicted model, not a curated record. Gene Ontology annotation, biological process: mRNA transcription; response to light stimulus. NCBI's taxonomy places the organism in Eukaryota, Viridiplantae, Streptophyta, Magnoliopsida, Poales, Poaceae. Gene Ontology annotation, cellular component: nucleus.
AUGUCGUCGUCGUCCGCUGCCGCGCUGGGCUCCGACGACGGCUGCACGCCGGCGGAGCUGCGGCCGAGCCGGUACGAGUCGCAGAAGCGCCGGGACUGGCAGACCUUCACGCAGUACCUGGCCGCGCACCGCCCGCCGCUCGAGCUCCGGCGCUGCAGCGGCGCCAACGUCCUCGAGUUCCUCCGCUACCUCGACCGCUUCGGCAAGACGCGCGUCCACGAGCCGCCGUGCCCGGCCUACGGCGGCGGCCGCGCGCCGUCCGCCGCCGCCGGCCCCGUCGCCGCCUGCCAGUGCCCGCUGCGCCAGGCCUGGGGCAGCCUCGACGCGCUCGUCGGCCGCCUCCGCGCCGCCUACGACGAGCGCCAUGGCCGUGCCGGGGAUCCUUCAGACGCCGGCGCCGCAGCUACCCAUGACGCCGGCGGCGCCGCAGCUGCCCCCGACGCCUCCUCCUCCACCAACCCCUUCGCCGCGCGCGCCGUGAGGCUGUACCUGCGCGACGUCCGCGACACGCAGGCCAUGGCGCGCGGCAUCUCCUACCACAAGAAGAAGAAGCGCAGGGGCGGGAACAAGAACCGCGGCGGCGCCCGCGGAGGAGGCGGUAACGGCGACGACGCGAUGCCCCCGGCGGCCGCAGCAGCCAUGGCGAUGACGGCUCCGGGGGGGCUGCCCCUGCCGCCGCUGCCCCCGUGCCUCAACGGGGUGCCGUUCGAGUACUGCGAUCUUGGCCUUGGGAGCGUCGUCGGAGGAAGCCAUGGCCAUGGCCAUGGCCACGGCGGCGCCGGCGCCGGCUUUUACGGUGGCAUCUACUUGCCGUUUCUGUACAACACGUUCAGUUAG